Messenger RNA from Xenopus laevis (African clawed frog), 3106 nucleotides. RefSeq names its product WAS/WASL interacting protein family member 2 S homeolog (gene wipf2.S). Bases 316 to 1602 code for a protein of 428 amino acids. NCBI's taxonomy places the organism in Eukaryota, Metazoa, Chordata, Amphibia, Anura, Pipidae. The transcript has 8 exons. Gene Ontology annotation, molecular function: actin binding. The record is from RefSeq and is a predicted model, not a curated record.
CAGCCACGACGUUUUUGCUUCCUGUUUUGACCUUCCCAAUAUGGCGCCGGUCCGAUUUUUUUUCCCCCACCGCGCAGCGGUGUACGGAUGACGUAGACAGGCGAUGAACUGGAGCCGCCCACCGCCCCCUUGCGGUGACUCCAUUUUGUGCGAGUGGUUGAAAUUGCUGCUUCUAUUUCCGGGUUGUGAGAAAGCGGCGGAGAACGGAAAUCGGAGGCGACAGCGGAGUGAGAGGGUUUUGUGCAGCAGCAGCAGCUCCUCCCCUUCUCAGGGGCUGGUCAGAGGAAUUCGGAAGAGCUCGAGUGUAUCCUCAGGAUGCCAAUCCCUCCACCCCCACCCCCACCUCCGGGCCCACCACCACCACCAACCUUUGCUCAGGCCAACACUGAGCCCCCCAAACUGAGACGAGAUGAGCAGAAGGGCAGGAAUGCUUUGCUCGGAGAUAUCUGCAAGGGGGCCAAACUGAAGAAAACAACGGGGGUAAAUGACAGGAGCGCCCCUGUGCUGGAGGCACCUAAAGGUGGUGGUGGAGGAGGAGGGGGCGGUGGUCCUGGUUUUGGACCCAGCGCAGGAAUGGCUUUGCAACCCAAAGGAGGCCUUUUUGCUGGCGGAGUCCCCAAGUUGCGAGCUGUGGGAACGAAGGAUAGUCCAGGCCGCUCUCCUGCUCAGGCUCCUGUUGGUCGUUCAGCAGCACCCCCACGGCCCCCAGUGUCAGGAGGACGGCCCCACGAUGACAGUGACAGCGGCAGUAACCGGUCUUCACCACCAGAAGUGGGACGUGCCCAUCGUCCAUCCCUGCCAGACCUUUCUCGUCCUCCCAGUUCCACCAGCUCUGGCAUGAAGCACAGUUCCUCUGCCCCUCCCCCACCUCCUCCUGGACGCAGACAAGCUGGUGCCCCACCUUCCCAAAAUGCCAAACCUUACAACAGAGAGAAACCUCUACCACCAACUCCAGGGCACCGGGCACCUGCUGCACCUCCAGUGAAGCCUCCGCCUUCUCCAAUUAACUCACGUUCUCCCAGCGCACACAGCCAACCCCCGCCACCUCCUCCGUACAGGCAACCUCCCACUUCCCUUAAUGGACCACCUAGUCCCAUAAAUGAGCCUGCACCAGAGUUACCCCAGAGGCACAACUCGCUUCAUAGGAAAACCGCUGGACCUGUGAGAGGACUAGCACCGCCACCUCCGCAAUCAGUCCAUUUAUCUCCCGGAGGCAACAGACCACCUCCACCGGCGAGAGAUCCCCCAGGAAGAGGAGCAGCUCCUCCACCACCCCCACCUAUAGUGCGUAAUGGAGGCCGGGAUGCUCCACCACCUCCACCGCCCCCUUACAGAAUGCACUGCAUCCCUGAGUCCACCCCCAACAGGGCCAAGCCUCCUCCACCUCCAUCUCGGACCCCCUCAGGACCACCCCCACCGCCUCCUCCGGUCAGGAAUGGAAUGUUAAAUUCCUGGAAAGAUGAUUUUGAAUCGAAAUAUUCCUUUCAUUCUAUGGAUGAUUUUCCAGCCCCUGAAGACUAUAAACCCUUUCAGAAAAUCUAUCCAAGCAAAAGCAUCAGAGCCACGCGUGGAGCCCCUCCUCUUCCUCCAAUUCUAAGGUGAAAAUUGUCACGUUGCCUGUACCCCCAUCCCUUGCCUUGUCCCUCCUCUUUCCUGCUCGUUCCUUCGGGGCUGUUUCAGCAUGAAGACUCUUUGGUUGAGGAACAAGAGGAUCCAGGAUAGACAUUCCUGCCUGUCUAUGCAUUCCACAUGCCCAUCAACUCCUCUAGCUCCUCACCACUCCUUGCACUCUAGGGGAACUCAUGCAGCUCCUACUCAAGGCUCUAACUGGCAAAUGGGACACGUAAAUCCAACAUCUGGACAUGUUGCAUUAGACGUUUUCCUUCUAAUAUUAAUCUACAUUAGACUUAACUUAAAUCACUCAUUUCAGUAAUCCCAGGAGAAUAUGGGUGAUAUAACACUAGCAAUGGGACGUGAUACCCCCCAGCAAUAGCCCGCUGUGCAGACAUUACUGGAAAGAGUUGGGUUAUACUUUAUAGGAAAACAAUAUGGAGAUUAUGGUGGAGGUGCCAACUGUAAUAUGCUGCUACCCUCUUCCCAUGAUGCACUUUCAGACUGUUACCUAUAGAACAGGUGCAAAUAAAAAUGCGUCACUAGAAUGGAACAAGCAUCCCUGCCCCAUGUUGGACAGUUUUUUGGGAGCAGUUUCAUGCAGGUCUUGUUGAGCCUCACAGGCUUCUGUACUUUGUCUUUUGGAGAAUGAGGAAACGAAAGGGGAAUAAUGGACUUGUCCUCCAGACAUGGAGAUGAUUCAUAGCAGUUAAGUAGUAAGGUGAGAAUAUUUCCAUACAGGCCGCUCGGGUUUGUGUAUUAAUUAAGGUGAUGGUGAUAAUGGGUUUGGGACUGUCCUUAGUUGAAUUACUAUGCAGAACAUAUAGGUGUGAGUUGAGGGCUGCUCCAUUAGUAGUAAAGGAGGCUUCCUGGAUUCUUCUUGCUAUUUUUUGUCAAUCCUCUUAUUCCUCAUCUUAUUUCUCCAGUUUCAAAUGGUUUCUGUUUCCUGCAUCAUUCCUAUUGCAGAAUGUCUAUUCAAGAAGAGCACUGCGCAAAAGGGAAACUAAAAUGCACCAAUGGACACUAAUAUUAAAAUAUAUAUUUUUGUGUUUUUGAAAGACAAUGUUGCAGUGUUCACACGUGUAUGUCUUUCAUUUCCAUCCCCUUCACUACAAUAAUAAAACGGUAGGACUUCCCUCGGCCUGCCCGAAUUACCUAUGGAAAUGUGUCUACAUACGUCUGUGAAUACUUCAGUAUUAUCGUAUAUUUUUGUGCCCCUUUAAUAAAGGUAUAUAAGGUCUGUCUAAUUUUAGGCAUGUACAGUACGUUUUCUUUUUAAAGGUCACGCUUAGCUGUUUUGUACAUAAACGAUAUCAUUUGUCUAUAACUCUAGAUGUCAUCAGAUUCUUUGUAGAUGGAGCCACUGCCCUCGGCUGGUGAUAAGUGUCCGGUAACACUAACGUCUAGUUUUGGCUCCAAUGAGCUUUCACUAUUUCCUUUGGUCUCAUUUACAUGUAAAGGGUAAUGUAAUAAAAGGUAAAAACGUUUGCACCUA